Messenger RNA from Trichogramma pretiosum, 1472 nucleotides. RefSeq lists its product as uncharacterized. Gene Ontology annotation, cellular component: plasma membrane. The record is from RefSeq and is a predicted model, not a curated record. The transcript has 6 exons. NCBI's taxonomy places the organism in Eukaryota, Metazoa, Arthropoda, Insecta, Hymenoptera, Trichogrammatidae. Gene Ontology annotation, biological process: angiotensin-activated signaling pathway. Bases 751 to 1218 code for a protein of 155 amino acids.
ACUUGUAGUUCACCAACGCACACCUAUGCAUUUCCCAUACAUACACGGCUUUGCUUUCCGCAAGCACAUAUACAUACAUCCAUAGGUAGCGGUCAAGUAUAGGUAUAGACGAAAUGCGAAUCCGCCUGCAACGCUGCUGCAUAGAGUCUCUCGCGGCGCGUUACGUAUUAUAGCUCUGCUGCACAUCAACGUGCGAUAUACGUAAGUAUAUGUAUGGUGUGGGUAUAGCUAAAUGCGACGACGAAAGAGACUAUACAAGUGCAGCAGCCCCAGUCUCACACACUGGACACUGGACGUAUAGCUGAGCGCCCAUAGACUCGUAUAUCCGAUAUUAUGCGUGCUGCGCUGCAAGUGACGUUCACGCGGUGAGCCGCUCGUUGUUGUUGUUUCUUAUGUGUUUACAUGCAUGUGUGCGUGUUUAAUAUACCUACACACCUCGCGCGAGCAGAAGCCGAUCGCACACGCACGACGACACCGCUCCAGCUCCGCCGCGUUGCAGACUGCAAGUAGGUAGGCUUGUACGUCUAUAUGUGCGCACGACCAACGACUGACUGCUGCGAAUAAUUUGCCUUCAGUGCUCCCGUGCUGCUGCAGCGCGCGACAAUAACACGAUAUCGUAUACGUAGUACGUGCACUCCUGCGCCGCAGUUGCGAUCGUGUGUCCAGAGCGCUGAUCGCCUCCUUUUGCCUAUAUUUCAAUCUCGUCUUAGUUAGACUGCAACAACGACGGCGUCUUAUCCAGAAAUCGCCAUGAGGGACGUAACGCGAAAUGUCUCGCACUUUUCUUUAAAGGCCAUUUUUGCAAUACAUUUUCUACUUGUUGCAUGGUCCAUAGACAGUACAUACUACUCAGAGUCCAUGAUAUUUUAUAACUUGUUAUACUUCCUAUGUUUAUUGUGGGCAGUCCAUAGUGCUGAGUCAGAUGAGCCUAUUCAAUUUGCUCUGUUCAUUAGUGUGACUUCAGAGUUUUUGGACUUUAUCAAUUUGAUUGUUCACUCACCUUUUAGCGGCUCUUCAUAUAUCAAGUUUAGCGCCAGCAUGGUCAUAAUUAACAUGAUUGCACGUGUUUUAACAACUAUAUAUUUGCUUCGAAUUGGUCAAGCUAGAGGUGGAGCUCUUUCUACAAUCUUCACCAGUUCACCAAUGGGUCUUGGAAGACAAGAUUAUGAAGACAUUUCACAUCCAGUUCCACAAAAUUCAGAUUUCGCUAGAGCUUGAAGUUUUAUCAGAUUCUGUCACUCGUUGCUUUUAAUAUAAAAGAGCAUUACUUAGCUUUUUUUUUAAUUUAUGAGCUUUUUAUGAGUAACAGUCUAUAUAAUUUUCCAAAUGCAACAAACGAAUCAAUUUUUUACUAAAUUUUCCAUUUCGAUAUGAAUUUUGUGUUACAAAAAAGCUUUAAGACUUUCAAACAUUUUUCUCAAGAUUAAUACUGAAAGUAUAAUAAUUUUUAACAUUGCCAACUAUACUCAAUA